This is a messenger RNA of Penicillium expansum, 1647 nucleotides long. RefSeq lists its product as uncharacterized. The transcript has a single exon. The record is from RefSeq and is a predicted model, not a curated record. The coding region runs from base 1 to 1647 and encodes 548 amino acids. NCBI's taxonomy places the organism in Eukaryota, Fungi, Ascomycota, Eurotiomycetes, Eurotiales, Aspergillaceae.
AUGAUCUCAAAAGUGCUGCCACCAUGCCUUCAUCCAACACUCCUACAGGUGUAUCUUGCAUGGGUGGACGGCUGGCUCUUCGUUUCGAAUGGUCAUGACACAGCGCCGAAGCAGCUCAUCAGCCUGGGCGAACUGGCUUCUCUUUUCGACGAAGAAAAUAUAUCUCGGUUGAUGGAUCAUACCUGUUUGAUGCAAGUCAUCCACUCGCUAAAACAACACCUCAAGGAUGGGACAGUCACAUUGGGGGGACGAACACCCCCUGCAUGUGAAGAGACGAACCUGCUUUCCGAACGAUAUAAUCCCCAAGUCGAGUGUACAUGCGAGGACACCCAGCCCACCAUGCAGCAACAGAAUAAUUGUCAUUCCGGGCAGCACAGAUGUCAUGCCAUCCAAAGCAUGAAAGAAGUCAUGGAAACAGUCAUCGAGCGAAAAGACGAAUGGCACAGCAUUGGUCUCUUCACGCCAACGAAACUCAGACUCGCAGUUGACGAGCUAGUGAACUCAAACACCGACAUUCAGCAGCCCCCCACUACAUGCCAAGGAACAGAAUCAUCUUCCAUUCCAAGAAUUCAAGCACCAGACCGUCGCCCAAACCCAUCCGUUGACAGCAACCCCCGAAUCGGAAAUCAACUCUACCCGACCGCUGAACAACUCAAAAUCUGUGCAGAUGCAAAGUACUUCGGAGUUAUAGCCUGCGGUGGAAGUCUCUGUGAUGAAGGUCUGGCUCGGGCUGUGGCGGACUCAUGCAACGACAUCCUAAUCGGCGAUUAUUGCGAAGCCGCAGAUGCAGAGGGGCUCAAGCUUCUUCAGCAAGUGGGCGCCGCAGCUAUGUCAUUUCUAAGACUCUGCAAUAUGGCCGGUCGGGCCACGGACUGGCAAUUCGAUAAUUUGUCUGCAUACAUCGUGCAAUGUCGGGUCCUCGGCUACUAUCGUGACCAUGCCCGCUCUCGUCUACCAGACGGAAUCUAUGGAAGUCGUAUGACAGGACUCGGUGUGCAUCGACACAUCGACGUUGCGGCUUUUCAUGGGGUGAUGACUGCGUCGCUUGGAACGGGUCAGGAGGUGACUGAGGAACAAUACUCGCGGAUCGUGGAGGCGACGGUUUAUAUCAACGAUUUUGUUGAUCUUCGUGGCGAUACUAUGCGCAAGCAGCGUGAGAAUGUUAUACUUCGUGGAAUCCGAGGGAAUUUGUGCACCUACCUUGACGAGAUGAUUGGGAAGUGUUUGGAUUCAGCGGCUGAUGUGAUUGAGUCGAGCGAACUGGGAGCACUGGUUGUCAUGGGGUAUUGCAACUGGGCUAUCAUGUCGGCCCAUCACAAAGUCUAUGAGUUGCUCAAGGGGAUCCGACGUGUUCAAAAACAAUCUGCGUGUGAAUAUUUGUCAGUGUCCCAGACUAUGCGAUAUGAACGGCUACUCGAAGCACUGAGACCCUACGGUACUCUUGGAAAUGACGGGCCGCGCGUGUCGAAGAAGAGGAUUGAGAUGGAUAAGACUUAUGGUCUCUGCCAAGGAUCUCCAGAGAGACAUAUCGCAUGGCUUGCCGAUGCUACUCGGAGCUUGUUAGAGCCGACAACGCUGAGGCAGAUUGUAGAUGUGGUCCAUUUUGAGUGGAGUGGUGAUGUGGGUGCUGUUGAUUAUUGUCCCUAA